UGUGAUUAAAUCUAUAUAAACAUACAUAUAACGUUCGGGUAUUAUGUUCCAGAUACGCGCUCUUAAUAAUUGUGAUGAUAGCGGUAGUAGUAUAGAAAUAUCCGAAAAGGAUACAGAGGAAGCUGAGGAAACAAUUGUUGUAACCGAGUAUUUACGAGCUUUAAAUUUCAUGAAAGCCAACAAACUUGAAUGUGCAUUGUUUUUGUUUUUGGAAUUAAUCGAUACCGAAGCUCUAGAAAAGAUCAAUACUGAUAAUAGAGACAAAUUGUUUAUGGUCAAAUGCAACUGUUAUCGUAAUAUUGGUCGUAUAUAUCAAGAAAAGCACGAAAAAAGUGUUGCACUAGAAUACUUGCUCAAGGCUGCUGAGAUGGACGAAACAGAUAUGCAUACUCUGUACUCUUCAGCAAAAUUGGCAUUCAGCAUCGGAAACUUACAGCUUGCCAAGCUAUGCUAUGAAAAAUGUAUCGAACUAAAUCGGCACCAUUGGCCGAGUGUGGAUGGUUUACUUGAAGUAUUUUGUGCUACAGGAAACGUUGUUGAAGCUUUUUCUUGGGCAAUGCAAUGCUACAGAAUUGACAAUACAUACAGACGUGCUAUCGAUGUGUUGAUCGAUAUCAAAACACGUUUUGUUUCAACUAUUCCGUUUCUAGAGGAGCUAUUCGGAGUUGUGUUUGCUGUCGAUAUAAAUAUAAAUAAACAUACAAUGCAGAUGAUUUACAGUAAAUAUAAGACACAACUCUUGAAAGAAGUUUAUCAGCAUGCUCAAAUUUAUUCAUGUAAUGAAAUUCAAAAUAAUGAUUGGUUAACUUUGGGAAACUGGAUUAUAAAACUACGCGAUCACUUCGAGAUUUCAAAUCAGGAUUCUUUUGCCAUAAUAUUAUUAGACAAAAUGUUCAAUUGGAAUAAGGAGUCAAUCAACACUCCCGCAAACGAACUAUGUCAAUCAAUGACUUCUUUUGAAAGUUUGGCUACUUAUAAGGCAGAUACAAUGAAAAAAACAGAAUCGCUCAUGGAUGCAGAUUUAAAAAACCGUCGUCGUGGUAGUGAACUAAAGAUUUUAGAGCAGUGGGGAUGGCACAAAAAUCGUCGCUCGUCUCGAAAGAAAAACGCUUAUGAUAUGUCUGAUCCAAUCGAAUCGACGGCAGAUGCAUUCAUCAAACGUGCACUAAGAAAAUAUUUUUUAGUGUCCUUCGCCAAAGGCAUAUCACCAUUUUCAGGAGAAAGAUUUAUUUUAGAAAAUCAAUCAAUGGAAAGAACAAACGAAACAUUUACGAAUACAUUUAAAACAUUCUGUGAAAUAAGUCGGCAGGACUUAAAUUCUUUCGUUCAAAAGAUACAGCAUGAUAAUAUCGAUUUGUAUGGAUCGAACCAGCUUUACUUAUGCCAUUUAUCAUAUUAUUGGGACAAGUUAAUACCAGUGGAGCUACGGAAGUUGUAUGUUAAACUAUACAGUUCGUUCAGUGAGUUUGAAUGUUUUCAGUGUUGGAUUCAAUUCUCCAAUGUUGAUAUUUCAAACAGAAUACAAAUAAUACUGUUCUACCUUGAACUUCUAUUAGAUUGUGAAAUCGGCAAUGGGGCUAAACUCUUUUCAGAACUCGAAUACAUUCAGAUUCUUAAUCAUAUGAGGUUUUAUUUAUCGUGCCUUCCUGUGACACAAUUUCUGUUACAUCAUUCUCGAUAUCUGUGGCUUAGUUAUCUAAUUUGCAUGCAAAAGCAUGAUUAUUACGGAGCAUUGAAGGAGCUUGACCAGAUGAUGGUACUAAUUUUCAGUCAAUCAGAAAUACUGUACAUUAACCUGCCGAAUCAACAUUACAAUAACUUUUACAAUAAAUGUUUAAUUCAACAACUAAUCAUAGCACUCAAACGCAAAAUUAAUUUGUGCAGGGUCGAAAAUCUAUAUAACGAGAAGAAAUACUAUGAAAUAAUCGAUAUAUUAAAAGCAAAUUUAAUGUGCUUGAAUGAUACAUCAGCGGAUACUGAUUUACUGAGUAUAUCGUGUCAAAUGGAAGUUUUAUUAGAGUGUUUUUGGAAUUUAGGAAAUUAUUCGGAAUGUUUAAAAUGGACUGAAAAAGCUUUAAAGUAUAGUUUAGAUAUUUUUACAUCGCUCAACAACAGUUGCCAAAAGAAAUGUUUGGCAAAGACAAUAAAUUUUACACUGGACUAUAUAUUAGCCUUGAUCGAGAAAAAGAGUAUUGACAUUCUUGAAUUCGAAUAUCUACCACGGAUGGUGCAAUCAAUUCACGAGAUGCUCGUUUAUCUGCUUGAUCCUCAACAGGAUAAAUAUACAUGCAAUUUCUAUUCCGUUGAUUGCUCUAAAGCGUGGGUAAUUUUAUACUACAUAUUAGAACGCGAAGAUGACAAAGCAAUGGCGUGUCGUUUAAAUCGUAUUCGCAAUGAGACAUCCUUGGAGAACACAGAGGAGGAAACUUUAUUCGAUUCGAUAAUGAUAUUCUUUGUUGCUCACGAGCUUCUAGGAAGGCGUCAGUGGUGUUCAAAUAAUAACAGUUAUAUUCUUUUAAUGACACUUGAUGUCAUUUCACCUAAAUUACGCUCUCCAUUACUAGAGCCUUACCGCGAUUUUAUUACCGAAUGCUUAGAGCAAACAACGCACUGCCUUUAUGGAUAUCCUCAAAAGAAAAGCAGAACGCGUCACAUUCAGGAUCACGAAGCUUCACAGAGUAUAAUGACAUGGGAGAGAGCGGUACAGUUAUUUGAUAUAUACCGGCCAGAUGCGCUACCUGAAUUUAAUUCAUAUAAGAUUGAUUCAAUUUCUGCAGAUAUGGAAGCAAUGUUCAAACAUAUACUUUUAAUUUUUCCGGAGAGCUGUAACGUUUCGAUAUAUAUUGAACCUAUCUUUAAUUUUGUUAAUGGGAUUGAAGAUACAAUGCCUAAUGCUUUUUGCCAAAAAUUUAUGUGUUAUAAAAUUAGACCCAUUUACUAUCUUUUAGCUGACUACUACUUUAAAAACAGAGAUUUUUCAAAAGCGAUUAAGUUUUAUAUAAUGGAUCUUACUAUAGAAUCAACUAGGUUUGACUCUUGGGCCGGCAUAUCCUUAUCAAAGGCUAGCAAAUGUGAAACGAUGCUAAAUUCUGCCGAAGCUAUAAGGUGCCAAGAAUUUCUUGAAGAAUCUAACAACACAAUGAGAUGUUUUGAGCAAUGCCUAAAACUAAACGAAAAUGAUGCACAACUAAGAGUGGAAUACGGUUCAUUUGCCUACAACGUUUACUCGUUUUGUUCCAGAUCAAUCAAGCAUAGGAAUUCAUUACUUUCAAAAUACGAGUUAGAGCUCCUGGAAAUUAGAAAAAAAGUGUAUGAAGAUAUCGCAUAUAAAUGUUUCAACAUGGUUAUUAAUGAGAUAACAAGAGGUGAAGGAAAAACGACUCAUAAAUCUCUAGAAAGUAAUAACCAUGAAGAUGAAAAAUGGUUAUAUUAUUACAUGCUCGGUAAAAUUACGGAAAAAAGAAAAGAACAACCUGUUGUUUAUUUGACACAUUAUCUUAAAUCAGCCAAAAAUUUAUAUGAUUGUAACGCUACAUAUCCUAUUAAAGUUAACCACAGUAAUCCAUCGUACCUCUCCAUUGAAGCAUUAGAACUUUUCUAUCGCACGACAGUUGCUAUUCUGAAGUAUACAGAACAAAAUGAAAGAAUUUGCAAACAAACAGCGGUAUUAUUCAAAAAUGUUUUAAAGGAACUAGCUACAAGUCCGUUUGCAGUUAAUCGAGCAAAAAUAAACGAUAUUACAAUUCAACGAAAAAUAGGCAAUCAACAAACAGGUUCAUCUGUUGGACAGAAGCCGAAAAUUGCUGACAUGUUACCUGAGGACACAGAUUUUAAACACAGUGCUACAGAAUUGAAGCAAACUAUUCUAACUGAAACCACUAAUGUUCAGCUUAACCUGAUUGAAGAUUCUACUAAAAACGAACAUGAAGUUAAUAAUCUAUUUAAUACAAAUUUGCAAUACGGUUUAAGAAGAUCAUCACAGGAAAGCAUUUCUGCCACUUACACAACCACAUUAUCAACGAGUAAUGUGACAAGUUCACUCUCAUCGACUUCAGACUCAAUAAAUUCAGAAAUGGAUUCAACUUCAGAAUCAGACACCGAUAGCACAACGGACGACGAGAACUUAACACAAAUCGACGUUAGAGAUGCGAUAUAUAGAGACUGUAUAAAAAAUUUGGAAGAAUGCAUAACACGUUUCCCAGAACAUUACAAAUCAAUUUACCGUUUAGCAUACCAUUAUCUGUAUGCCACUGGCGCCACUAGAUCGCUAAAACGAUGUCGCGAGCUGAUGCUAGGUACUUAUAAAACCACUCUUGGGAAUGAAAUAGCAGGAUUAUUCACAGAGAGACGGAACAAUAAUUUCUUCAACGGAAUUUGGCGAAUUCCAUCUUCAGAUAUCGAUAGACCAGGCAGUUUCGCGUCGCAUCUUUCUAAAUGUGUUACCGUGCUGAUUCAUACACUGAACUUAAACGAUGACCACAAAACACUUUUUGAGUUGGCCUUGCAGCUUUACCGUAUACCUGAUACCGACAAAAAAUAUUUGAAUGAACGAGAUCGCAACACUUUGUUCCACAAAGGAAUUAACGCUUGCAUCGGGGUGUUCCAGAAAUCCCUCAAAAAUUGCUUAGCUCAAAACAACGAUGAUGAGUUCCUUUCGGUAUUGACUGAAAUAUAUAAGGCAUACCGAAAAAGUAUUAAGCAUUUACAAGGGAUAGAAGGCAAACUCUGCAAUGCACUUAUCGAUGGCUAUAAAAUAUUCGUGCAUAACAAAGCUAAAAUACCAGAAAAUAGUAACAUAUUAGAACUGGCUAUUAAACUCUGCACCUAUGAAAUUAAUUAUCGUAAAACAAUGGAUAAGUUGCUUGGAAUGAACAAAACCACUUUUACAGGAGUGGAAACAGCAACGACAAUGGUUACUCCAAUGCGACCAAUUUCAACGACCUUCAUACCAGGCUUAACAAAACAACGAAAAAUUCUGAUAACAAAGGAAUCACCCGCCCCAUUGACCUCGUCAACAAAUCAUGGAACACAAGGUCUGGCUUGUGAUAACUCUCAAUGCCAUAACAGAAACAUUCCAAGUGCAAAUGGGACGCAGCAAUCGUCAUCUACUAUUCUUAUACAUGAUUUCUUACCUAUAGAUACAAGUGUAUUGGAGAAGGGUUCAAAUUGUAAUUCUUUUCUUUAGCACUUUCAUAGCACAGACAGAAAAUAAGAUUUAAAAUUAACUUGAACAUUGAGCAUAAUAAAUUAAUCCCAUCAGCAAUACAGAGCAGAAGACUUCCGGUAGUAACAAACUUUUAAUAACAAAAAUCAUUGUAAUAAACAGUAUAGACACUGUACGUGACUGUACUAUUAACACUAUACUGUCCAGCUGUUUACGAGCCAUAAUGGCGGACGUGUUGAAUAACAUUUUUGACAUUUCAGUAAUAUAUGGCACGUUUUGUUUCACUACGUUCAGAUUUUUCAGAAGAGCACAAUACCUGGUGAAGAGCUUAUACAAAAGUUGAUAUAUUUGCCAUUAGAUUUGUAAGUAUAGUAAAUGUUACCGGUAGUUCAGUUUACUAUACCACAUCUAUCAAAUUACAAUAGCAAAAUUGGUAAUUUCAACAAACUUGCGAAAUAACCUCGUUUAUUUGUCAGCGAACAUUUGCAGUAUUCGCAUCAUUUCUGUUUCUAAAUCCGAAAUGGUUUAUAUCAAACCUUUUUCAAAUUGUAACGCGGAAUUCAACAUGAAUUUUCACUUAUUGUUCACUUUGACGACAAAUCCUAAUUCUCCAGUGAACGUUUUGGCGGCCAUGUCGAGUCGUGAGCGGCCUAUUUAGUUGAGGAUUGCUGUCAGACUUCCUGUGCGCGCGCCUCUGUUUCGUGCGACGAGAUUAUUUUUACUCUCGCGCACAGUAUUUCUAUCUGCAAGCGACGCGACAACGUAUGUCACGUACGAUUUGUUGUUUGCUCUUUUGCUUCUCCUUCGUUAACCAGCGGGGUGCGUUCGAAGAUUUCUCGUCGCUUUACAAGUUGAACGAGAUACUUGUAUGGCAUGUACGUGAGACAGUUCGUGCGCCUGAUCUCGCGAGACUUGCUCGUGUGCUUGUCGCGCUGCUUGUCGCUUCUCGCAUCAUGCGACUGCUGCUGGGUAAAGCUUGGGUUUUUUUUAUCUU
Messenger RNA from Sabethes cyaneus, 6158 nucleotides. Its product is annotated as calcineurin-binding protein cabin-1-like. Bases 44 to 5185 code for a protein of 1713 amino acids. The record is from RefSeq and is a predicted model, not a curated record. Gene Ontology annotation, biological process: chromatin organization. Lineage: Eukaryota; Metazoa; Arthropoda; Insecta; Diptera; Culicidae. Gene Ontology annotation, cellular component: nucleus. The transcript is spliced from 21 exons. Gene Ontology annotation, molecular function: protein binding; nucleosome binding.